Messenger RNA from Emiliania huxleyi CCMP1516, 1032 nucleotides. RefSeq lists its product as hypothetical. Lineage: Eukaryota; Haptophyta; Isochrysidales; Noelaerhabdaceae. The transcript is spliced from 2 exons. The record is from RefSeq and is a predicted model, not a curated record. Bases 1 to 1032 code for a protein of 343 amino acids. Gene Ontology annotation, molecular function: GDP-fucose transmembrane transporter activity; antiporter activity. Gene Ontology annotation, cellular component: membrane; Golgi apparatus.
AUGGGGAAUGCGAACGCCGACGCGCUGGACGGGUCCACAGCGGUCCGCGAGAGCUGCUACGCCGAUCGCAGCGCGGUGGUCACCUGCACCCUGUAUAGCAUUUGCACUGCGGCGCUGCUGCUGCUGAACAAAGUGAUCAUAAGCUAUGCGCCGCUGCCGUCGAUGGUAUCAACGCUUCAGUUCUUGGCGACCGUGCUGGCGGCGCUCUUUGCGAUGGUCCAGGGCGUAGCUCCGGUGGACCGCUUCCUGUGGGAGCGCGCCAGGCAUUACCUCCUGUACGUGGCGAUGUUUGUGACGACCAUCUACUGUAACUUCAAAGUGCUCGAAGUGUCCAACGUGGAGACUCUGAUCGUCGCACGAUCCUGCGUGCCGUGCCUAGUCGCGCUGCUCGAGUACGCCUUUCUGGGCCGCCAGCUCCCAUCCUGCCGCUCGUGGCUCGCGAUGCUCGUCAUGUGCAGUGGCGCGGUGGGCUACGUUAUGAGCGACGCGGGCCUUGAUGGCAGGCAUAUCGUUGGCCCACACCUCGGCUUUGGAAGCAUGUGGGGUCCGACGCUGUACACCAACACUAUCUCCAUCCCCCCGAUGGUCGCUAUCGGGCUCCUCUCUGGUGAGCAAGAGGCUCUCUUGCGUCACGCCGACUGCUCCAAGUCCAGCCCGGUGGAGGAUGCCGACUCGAACCAAGCCGUCGUUCUUCUCGUCCUCAUCUCGUGCGCUCUCGGCGUGGCUGUCGCGUUCCUCGGCUUCGAGGCUAGGAGGCUCGUGUCGGCGACGUGCUUCACAGUGUUGGGCGUGGCGGGGAAAAUGGCGACGGUGACCGCCAACGGGCUGAUCUGGGACAAGCACGCCUCGCCCGAGGGUAUUGCGUUUCUGGCGGCCUGCCUGGCCGGUGCGGCCAUAUACCAGCAAUCUCCGCUGCGAAGCGGGGCGAUCCAAAGGAGAGAUGACCGCGAGAUGACGAUGCAACCGAUUCGUCAGCCGGUGAGCGUGCGCGACGAAGGAGCUAGCGACAGUCCUAGCCACCAGCGUGUGUGA